This is a messenger RNA of Geodia barretti, 1897 nucleotides long. The record is from the annotation of a GenBank genome assembly. NCBI's taxonomy places the organism in Eukaryota, Metazoa, Porifera, Demospongiae, Tetractinellida, Geodiidae.
UCAUCCCAGCAAGCAAGACGCUGCUAGCACGUUUCUGAUGGCCAGUGACAGCGGCGGUUAUGACUACGAGUUCGCUGAUCCAGUGCCAGAAAAGUACCUGUGCGCCAUUUGCUACAAGGUAUUGAGGGACGCCCGCCUCACCGCCUGCUGUGGUCAGCACUUCUGUGGCGGGUGCCUUACGAAAUGGCUGGCCACGAAGGGAAUGGAAAAAUCGUGCCCGCUAUGUCGCGAAGUGAACCUCGCGUCUAUGCUGAACAAAGAGAAAGUUCGUGAGAUCAAUGAACUCCGUGUUCGCUGCACUAAAAAGCCCAAAGGUUGCGUGUGGGUGGGGACGUUAAGUGAUAUAGGCAAGCAUCUAAAAUCAGAUAGGGGCUGUGGUUAUGUGCUAGUAAAAUGUGGCAGAGGUGGGUAUUUGUACUACAAGAAAAGGAACGUAGUUUGUUCAGUCAAAGUGGAGUGAAGGUAUUUUGCUAAACAUCUGGAAAGCGAGUGCCUGUUUCGGCAGUAUACCUGUGAACAUUGUAACUAUGUCGAUACCUACGAUGCUAUAGCCGGAAGUGGACGAGUACGAAAUCAGAAUUCAACCGUUGGAUCUUCCUUCAAUCAUUACGGUGUAUGUGAGCAUUAUCCGCUGAAUUGCCCAAGAAAGUGUGGUGCAAAAAUAAAGCGAAAGGACCUAGAGUCCCAUCGGGACAAUUGUCCACUAGAAACCCUAUCAUGCCCGUUUAAGUGUGGUCAGGAGAAAUUGCGCAAAGACAUGGAAUAUCACAAAAAAUCCAGUUGCAUGCUGCGCCCUUACCACUGUAUACACUGUGGUACUUUGGGAACCUAUGUGUCAAUAACUGGGGAACUGUGAAAGUGGUUGCCAUUACGAUACAUGUGAGAAUUAUCCACUGGCUUGUGUUAAUAGCUGUGGGAAAAAGGGAAUUAAGCGAAAAGACAUGGAAGAUCACCGAAAGACCUGUCCUGAGGGACCGAUUCACUGCAAACUGUGCAGCGUAACUUACCUUCGCAAAGACUUGAAGACUCACAAUUCAAAGAAGUGUGACAUUCGUCCCUAUCAGUGCGAAUAUUGUGGCCAUGUAGGGACGUAUGCCUCAAUAACAGGCAAAGGACAUGUAUCGCUCUUAGGCUGCUACUCUCACUAUGAAAUGUGUGAACAGUAUCCUUUGGACCACCAGUGUGUAACUUGUGACGCAAAAGUGAAGCGAGUAGAGAAACACAUGUGUCCAUUCGAACAAGUUAAAUGUCCUUUUGGGGGGGAAGUUUGCGCCUUUGAAUUGCAAGGACAUAUCCAACGUAAAGACAUUCAAAAUCACAAGAAAGAGUGCAAAUAUCGUCCGUACACAUGCGAAUAUUGUGGCUUUACCGACACGUAUAAAGCCAUAACUGGCAUAGGGAUCUUUUGCAUACGGAGUUGGCCUCGCCACUACGAUAAAUGUAAAAAACUCUUCGACUGUCCUUUUAAGUAUGCUGGCUGCACUCACAGGAUACCACAGAAUGAGAUACAUGCUCACUGUCAGACAAAUGUGCACGCACACCUAAAGAUGGUGUCCCUAUCCCACAAGCAACUAAUUGUUAAAAAUGAGAAAAUGGUCCAAAAGAAUGAGGAACUCCUCGGGGAUAGUGACAAGAUGGCUAAGAAAGUAGAAGAAAUGGGUUGCAAAUACGAAAUGAUGGCCAGAGCGAAUGAAUCGGCUAUAGAUGAACUACUGAAACGUAUAGACAAGCUUGAACGCCACAGGUGCUCAUGACAGUUUUCAUAUUGCUAGUAAGACAGCUAGUAAGACUGUGUGUUCGUGAAAGAAGCCCUUUUUCAGUAAAUGGCAUAAAUUGUACAUAAUAUUUACGUAGAGUUGAAACAUGUGUAUCCUACCAGUUUUGAUAAGAUAAUGGU